Caenorhabditis briggsae is the source of this 1152-nucleotide messenger RNA. The coding region runs from base 1 to 1152 and encodes 383 amino acids. Lineage: Eukaryota; Metazoa; Nematoda; Chromadorea; Rhabditida; Rhabditidae. The record is from RefSeq and is a predicted model, not a curated record. The transcript is spliced from 5 exons.
AUGGCAGAGUCUCUGAAAAAUACCAAAACUCGAAAAGAUUCUGUCAUUAUUUAUCUGUUUUUGCAACGAAAAAGUCUGGAAGAAAUCGAAGGGAUCAUUCAAAAAUGGCUGGGAUUGGAUUUCAUUGAAUAUACCGAGCUCGAGUAUCGAUUUUACAAAUUUUAUGCCCGGAAGAAGGAGCUGGACCAGAUUGGAGGUGUGUUGCCAAAACUAAUUUUCAUGGAAUUUUUGGCCAUUGAGGAGAAACCCAAAAAAAUUUGUCUCACGGACUACGGAGACCAGGUGGUGUCGAAAAAACUUGUGAGAUAUUUCAGUUUGGAGGAAACUUUCCGCUUCCAUCUGGUCUGCUCCAACGCUCGUAAGCUCGUCAGUAUGGGCACGAAAAAGUUCCAAAAAAUCGAAUUCCGUCAGAAAUCUGCGAAUUGCACUUUGAAACUAGAUGAUUUCUUGAUCUCCUAUGAAAACUACCUGGAUUAUGCUAACAAUCAAUUUCCAAACAAAAGAAUCUUAAAUACAAAACUCGAUGAUCGUGGAAACAUGUAUUUGGAUGCAGCUGACGGAGUUCUAGGGAUUCUGAGGAGCUCUGAACUUCGAAUUCAUCAUCUGCUUCUAAAUUUCUCGGGAGGGACCAAUGCAAUCGAGGCAAACCGAGUAUUAGGAGAGAAACUUUCAACAUACUCGCAAGACUCCAAAAUUCGAGUCGAUCAACUUUCGAUAACCACAUUCUCUCCGGAAAUGCUCAAACCAAUUUUUGAAUAUCUGAAACCAGGAGAUCUGAAAAAAGUCCAUCUGGAAAUUCAAAAGUGUGGACGAUCGGAUUUCUAUGAGACGAAACAAUGGAAGUCCGCCAAACAGGCAAAUUUGAUUUUAUCGAAUUUGGAAGGAUUUGAAAAUGUGGAGGAUUUUGAGAAAAUUGAAAUUUCUUUAUUGUGGAGAAACUUUGAAGACGUAAAAGUGGAGCACUUGAUUGGGACCCUCAAUUCUAUAUCUGCCGCUGAAACGUUCACUAUCACAAUCUACUCAAAAUUCGACUAUGAUUUAUGGAUAAUAUUGGAUACCGUAAUCCCGGAAUUUGGAAUUUGGAGAAGAGAAAAUUCUGGAAACACACUAAAUGUCCAUUUUCUGGGGAAAUCGGUGUUUUUUAUGGCUUGA